Messenger RNA from Daphnia magna, 1756 nucleotides. RefSeq lists its product as uncharacterized. NCBI's taxonomy places the organism in Eukaryota, Metazoa, Arthropoda, Branchiopoda, Diplostraca, Daphniidae. The transcript is spliced from 9 exons. The record is from RefSeq and is a predicted model, not a curated record. Bases 93 to 1637 code for a protein of 514 amino acids.
ACAAUCUUUUCCGAUCCUUUGUGUUUCAAAAAUUGUGCUUAAAAAUCUCGUCGCGUUUGCCUGUAGAUAUACAAUUACAUAACAGAGAGAAGAUGGCAAAACUUGGUUUAUUCCUUUUGAUCGUUGCUUUAUCGAAUCAAACCAGUUUGGCUUGUAACGAUAAUAAAGCCGAGCAGUUACCGGGGACAAGGCGAGAGCUGAAUGAUUAUUGGGUAGAUUCCAAUGGAUUUCCUCCGCCUUCUUUGACUCCUCUUUACUACCAUGAAGCUUCCCCUCCAGAAGCGGCAAUCUCAUAUCAAGGACGAUCAUCUUUGAACCAACCCAAUCAUAACGCCAAGACAUUUAAAAACUAUUUCAUCAACAAGAACGCUGAUGGCAAAGCAAGUGGUCGUUUCGCUCUUGGUGGUUUGAGAGCUUCUCUAAUCAACACGGGCCUCUUCAACAACAGAUUCACGCCAGCCAACACGUUCAGACCUCUCCAAGGACUCGGCAACAAAACUCCAGUCGCUUUGAAUCCGAAUUUCGAUAGCCUUCUCACUACUUUCGAUGGAUGCACAGCACCCAAUGGCGAAUCCGGAAUCUGUGCUCCAGGAAACAUUUGCUCUUUGUUCGGUGGUCGGCCCAGUGGUUCUUGCAUCCUGGGAAAAGUUUGCUGCAUCAAUGUAGUUCCAUCGUGUGGUGGGACUGCCAGUCUCAACAACACACACUGGCAAUCACCUGCAGUUCUCAGCGCUCCCUCGACGUGCACGUUAACUGUCAAGCUGGACGCAACAUUUGUAGAGCAAAAGAAACCUAUUUGCCAACUGCGAUUAGAUUUUAUUUCAUUCACCACUUCACAGCCGACAGCUGGAACUUGCACGGACACUUUCCAAAUUAGCGGAUCGACUAAUACAGCGCCGAUUAUCUGUGGGGACAAUAACGGGCAGCACAUGUACCUUGACGUCCCAUCUUCACUCAAUGGUCCUACCAAUGUCCGCCUCAUGUUCAACUUUGCAGCUGGAACUGGCAACAGUCCACGUACGUGGAACAUUAAAAUCGCCAUGCUUCCGUGUGGAGCAAAUUACCUCGCUCCGAGGGAUUGUCUUCAAUAUUUCACUUCGGCUACCGGCAUCAUUAGAUCUUUUAAUUGGCGAGAUAUCGCUGGAGUUGCUACUCGCCAACUCAACAAUCAAAACUACAACAUUUGCUUCCGGACCGAAGAAAUUGAUGGGCAGAUUGCAAACCGGAUAUGUCUGACGCCAUGUACGAUAACCAAUGGAGGAGACGCCUUCUCGAUCACGUCAGUGCCAGGCAAUCUUGCUAAUUCCGCCGUGGGAACAACAGGCCCAAAUCCAUUGCCACCACCGGUAGCCACAGUUGCAGUUUGCCUGUACGAUUUCCUGCUGAUUGCACAAGGUACAAACCCAAUCAAUGGCCUCGUAGCUGACCGUUUCUGCGGCAAUCAACUGAAUCCGAUUCCGGCCGGUGCGGCAGUCAGCGUCACAGUUUGCACUCGAAUAAGACCGUUCAAGCUGACCUAUCAGACUGAUAACACCGAAGGCGCUGUGUUUGCCAAUAAUCAGGGAAUUAUUAUUCCGGCGUUUGGCGAUGCGGGCAACGUGGGCUUCUGUCUUGAUUUCCAACAGAGAAUAAAUUAAACGAAUGCAAAUUUGUGCGAAAUAAAAGUCUUUUGGGGUCAGUGCUUCCUAGUCUAAACAAAAUUUAGACACAUGUCAAAAUAAUUAACGAGAUGCAAUAAACUGAAAGAAAACAAAUA